Molecule: messenger RNA, 5785 nt
Organism: Cinara cedri
Lineage: Eukaryota; Metazoa; Arthropoda; Insecta; Hemiptera; Aphididae
Source: the annotation of a GenBank genome assembly
UAUGUAGAGUGUAGGUUAAACAUCUAAGAAAUCUUUUGUGAUGAGAUUUGUUGAUAUUUAAAAUUUAUCUUAGUUCGUUUUUUAUGCGAAUGUUAAUGCAUAGCUAUAAUAUUGUGAUUGGAAUAUACUGACAUUUACUAACAAAAUACCCCAGUAGGUAUUUACUUUUACAUUAAUAACUGUGAAGGUCAGCUAAAUGUAAGUACCUACAACAUUAUUAUUCACUGUUUAAACAUAGAAUUGCAUUAUUUUAUUUUCCCGAAUAAAAUGGGAUUUUUUUUUAAAAAUCUACUCAAUCUAAAUUCAAGUUGUUUAUUUUAUUUUAGAACCAACACAAUGGACGACAUAUCAGACCAAGAACUACGUCGUCGUUUGUCUGCAUUUAAUACAGUGGUACCUCCUGUUACCAAAUCGACUCGUAAUUUAUUGUUGAAAAAACUAGCAAAUCUUGAAAGCAGCCAAUUGAACCAAAAAUCUGCUUCAGAUGUUAUGCCUCCUCCAAAGUUAAAAUCUACGACCAAUGGUACUAAUGAGUCGAUUAUUAUAUCGUCGUCUGGUACUAAAACCCCUCAACAUAAUAUUUUUGACGUGGAUAGUCCUAGAAAAAGCACUAGACUUCGCCGACAAUACCGAGCUCCUGAUACAUUUGAUACCUCUGAUUCUGAAGUUGAUACACACACUCUAGGACAUUCUAUUGCGCCACCUAAUCCAAAAAUAAUUAGUUCUUCACCUAAAUCAAAUGAAACAUCUUUGAUGAAUGUAUCUAACUGGAAAAAUGAAACAAACAAAAAUAUAGAUGAGAGUUCGCAUUAUUUACCAAGUAUAUAUUAAAUUUUGAUUUACUUAAAAGUUUCUAUUCUGUCCUAUUUUCAAGUUUUUUUAUAAUAAUAUUUUAAUUUGAUUAAAUAACUAUAGAAACAGAACAAUUUGAAGUACAAACUGACAAUAUAAUUACUAGUUUUGUGGAAUCUAAAGUAAAUAAAACACCCUCAAAAACACCAAUUCAAUUUACAACUAUGCAGAAUUUUCAAAAAGAUCGUAUGAGCCCUUUUAAGGAAAAUAAAUCGCAUGCUGAUCAAGCAAUACAAAGAUGGAAAGAAAAAAUAAUGGAUCAGUCUCACUCUCCACUAAGUAAUUUUUAUAUUUUUCAAAUCUAUAUCAUAAUUAGGUAUUAUGAAAAUACUUUUUUAAAAUUUCUAGUAAGAUUUUAACUAUGUGUUAAAUUGUUGGCUAUUAAAAUCAAAAUAAGAUGAAAUUCGACAAAAACUGUUGUUUUUCCCUGUCUGAACAAUUAUGGUUUCAUUUGUUGUAUUAUUUUCAAGGUUUGUAAUGUACGUGAACAAACCGUUUGAUACGUUACACGUUUAAUAUGCCAUUUAUAAAACGAUAUAACAACUAAAACAUAAGAAUACAUUUACUACUGUUCAAUACAGCCAUAAUAGAAAAAAAAAUGUUUGUACUGUAUAAAACAUAAAACCAUGUACUUUUACAAACAUAUUAUAAUCAAUGAUAUACAUUUUUUUUUUUAUCUAUACAACUAUCUUAUGAGAAAUCUUGCUCUAGUUACAAACUUUAUAGGAACUUUCUUGUUGUAUUUUUGAUUCCUUGCUUAUUACGUCCCCGUUUAUUGGAAUUAGGGAAAAAAUUAAUAAAUAAAUGACAAUACUCUGCUUAAAAUCAGUUUUAAUUAGCAAUGGUUUAUUGCUCCGUAAAGAUAUAAAUGAAAUUACUGUGCAUAGCCUUCAUUUUAACUUCCUUCUUAAAACAGUAGCACAUCCAUCAACGAUAUCAGCUAUUUUUUUAUGAGUAUUAAACAUUCAAUUUUUAUCUUAUAUGUGUUAACUUGGCUUUAAGUUAUAAUAUAUUAAUGAAAUAAUUAUUUUGAUGGGCGUCACAUAUUUUAAAGUUUAGUAAAAAUAUAUAUUACUAUUGCGUGAGAUAACUAGCUAAAUAUUUGUUAAAUUUAUGUAAUAUUUCUUAUUCUUUACUCACAAUUGUAUUUAUUAUAAUUUAUAGAACCAAAUCUUGUACCAACUAAUACAGCACUAUUCAAUUCACCAUCACCUAUUUUAAAACCAUCUACACACAAUUUAAGGUUUGCUAAAUAAUAAUGUUAAAUAAUAAGAUAAUGAUAAAAUAUUAUAAUAAUUUAUUUUUUUAGGAAAAAUGUCCGAAAAUCCACUCUAAGCCAAUUUCCAAGAAAUUAUUAUACAAUGAACAUUCAGAACUUAAUACUACUUAUUAUUGGAUUUUUUACAGUAAUUUUAGGAUUAUACUUUAUUUCAUUACAACCAAGUACAGUUGUAUUGCCAUCAGGUAAUGAUAUUUAUAUUUAUAUUUCUUAAGUGGUCUGGUACCAGUGUAUUUUUUGGUUCAAAAAUAUGUUUUACGGGAAAAACUCCUAUUCUUUGUAGAAUAAUUUGAUUUUGAUUAUUUUUCCGUUGUAUAAUAAAUUGCAAAAUAUAAAUGUCUUACAGAUCAGAUUGAACUUUGUGUUUCAAUGUUUUUAUUACAAAUAUAAUAUUUAUUAUAUAUCAAAAAAAGUCAAUUUUUAACUUCUACUAACUAACUUUUUUACAAAAAAUAUUAUGUCAACAAUAAGUUAUCUCAAUUCCCGCAGUCAUUUAUGUUAGUAAAAACAAUUCUACCUCUUCCUCCUAAAUGGGUAUCGGGUAGUAAAUCAGUUGGAAAAUCUUAUCUUUAAAGUGAUAAUUAAAAUAUUAAAAAUAUUUUUUUUUUAAUUUAAAAAACUGGCACCAGGCCCCUUAAAUGGUUUAGUAGAAUAAUUUUCAAAAAUAAAAUACCAUGUUACAGUUUAAUAUAUUUUUAAAUAAUGGGAUUUUAUCCUAGUUCUUAAUUAUUUAUCAAUAAUAAAUAUUUGAAUUUAGUAUUAUUAUAUUAUAUAGCUGGGCCGAUAUCCGGUAUUUUAUUUCCUUGGAUCCAUAAACUGAUAAAUCAUAUGUCUCAUGAUUGAUGAAAACAUCAUAGAUGUGAGCAAGAAUAAUAUAUUGAUAUCAUUGAUGAAUGAUAAUAAAUUAGAUUACUAGGUAUACUAUGCUAUGCAUAUAAAUAUUUUUGAAACCACUAUAUCCGCCAUUACUAGUGGAUCAUAUAUGUCUUUUAAUAACAUAAUUUCCUGUUUUAGGUAUAAUCAUUAAUUGUAUUCUAUACGUGUCACUCUGGUAGUCUAAUCUUUAUGGCAUAUAUUAUUUAUAUUUUUAAUAUUUAUAUAAGAACUAAAAUGUGUUAAAAAUUAGUAGAUACUAAAUAAUAUGUAAUAUAAUAGCUAUAUUAAAUAUAUUGUUUUCUUAAUUAAAUUUUAACAAUUAUCAAAAUGGUACAUAUAAAAAAAAAAAUACUUAAUGUGUAGCAAAGUAAAAUAUUGUUAUAUAAUAAUUAGCAAGACCAAACAAAUUUGGUUUUUUCUAACCACGUUUAUUAUUUUAAAAAAAAAAAAUAUUUUACUACAAGAAUUUAUUCCUAUAUUUAAAUAUGUAUGUGAAUUAGGUUGAUUAAACUUAUUUUGGUGGGCCUUGCAUACAUGUCUACUAACAACAUAAAUUCAGGAAGAAGAGUUGAAGAUAGAGCUAAUAUACUUUGAACCAAAGGGUUAACAGAUAUAAGUUUUAUAAAUAUAUAAUUUAAUUGGUAUUAUUGAUAGAACCACCAUCAUAAUAUACAAAUUUUUAUGUGACUUGCAUUAUACAUUAUAUUGGUUUAACUAUAAAUGCGGAGGAAAAACUGAUACCUGAUAUACCAAUAGUUCUAAUAUCAGCAGAAAUUAAUAUUAGUAUCGGCCCCAUCCCUAUUUGUUGGCUCUUAUGACAGGUAGAAAUACAAUGUUACUAUUCUGAUAUUCUAGGGAUAUAUAGGGAGUGUAAUAUUGUCAACUAAAGUAAAUUCCUCUCCACCUUACAAAAACAAUAUAUGCCUACUAGAAACACCCACUAGAACUUAGCCACUCGAGAGCCUCAGGUGUCACAUACUUAAUCAAUUAAAUAUGAAUUACUUCAAAAUUACAUAAAAUUAUCUAUGUAUAUUGUAUAUAUAUAAUUAUUUUAUUAAAAAGUUAAAUUUACUAAAUAUUGUAUUAUAAUAUUUAUACUUAGAUAAAUAUUUUUAACAUAAAAUAUAGGUAUCAUUAAUUUAUUAUAUAUUACAUAGUAUUUAUUCAGAUGUUAAUUUGUUCAAAAAUAAUUUCACUGCAUUUCAGGUAUUUUGAACUCAUUAUGUGCCAAAAAGAACCUUCAAGGAUCUAAUUGUGAAAAAGAACAAGAAAAAGUACAACGUUUGUACAAUUCAUUAGUUUCUCAAGUUCAGGAUAAAUAUGUAAAAAACCAAUGCGACAAAUUAGAUGUUGAACCAACUGUUGAUGGGCAAUCUGUAUAUGAUUAUAUUUCAACUCAUGAAAAUAUACCACCCAGAGAAAUUGAAGAACUGGUUGAACUAUUUAAAAGCAUUGCAAAAACCUAUUCUGAUUCUCCUAUUGGAUUCAGUACAUCAUUUAAUAUCAACGUACAACCAAAUUUGCCGAUCCUAUGUGCAGUUAAAAACAUUUUCUCUAACAUGUUCUAUCUUGCUAUAUGGUUUGGAAUUGGUAUGAUAGUCUUUACAUAUUUUAUUAAAUAUUAAUAUCCCAUUAAAAUAUAAUUGUAUGUAAUUAUAUGAUAAGAAAUGUCAAGUUUACCACACUACCCGGCUAAAAAAGAAUGGAAUAAUACACUCUUACAUGUAAAAAUGUAUUUAAAAAAAAAAUGGUUUUUCAAAUUAUAACAUUAUUAGAAAUACAUGUCUAAUUUUUUUUUUUAGUCAUUAUAUUAACGUACUUGAAUUAUUAUGAGAUCAAUCUUUUAUAAGAUUAUCAAAUUUAAUAAAAUAUGAUUCAUGUUGAGCUUUUUGGGAACAUAAAUUAAGUCUAUAUUGUGUAAACAUUAUUUUAAAACUUAAAUAAAUAUUUUGAAACUCUUAAACAAAAAUAUAUAUCUUGUUUUUGUUUUCAGUUGGAUUAUCUGUCAUUGGUUUAUAUUUUUUAAUAUGCUACAUUUCAUCGAAAAGUGAAAAACAUCAUCUGGAUGUAAAUCAAUUGAUUGAAAAUACAAUUGAUUUACUUAAAGAACAGGCACAAAAUCGGCCUGAUGAAAACUAUUUACCAAUUAUACAUAUACGUGAUCGUUUAAUUCCAUUCAAUGAGAGACAAGGUAUUCAGUUUUGCAUUAAGCAUUUGUUUAAACUGUAAUUAAUAUACUAUUUUUACACUGGUUGUUUUAUUUCAGCUAAAUCUAAAAUUUGGGCUGAAGUUGUACAGUACUUUACCGAAUCUGAAUCAUCUGUAAGAUCUGAAGUACAAGAAAUUGAUGGUGAAGACUAUGAAGUUUGGAGGUGGAUUCAACCCAUGUCUCCUGGAUUUUAAUUUGAACAAUGUAAUAACAUAUUUAACAAAAAUUUUUUUUUCAUUAAUAUUACUAAGUUACUAUUUAGUUAAGACAAUCAAUGCUUUUAAUUUUUUUCAUAAACAAGAUUGUUGUAAAAUAUUAUUUAGUGAUAAUUUUUUUAUUUUGUUAUAAAUGAUCAAUUAAUUACUUAAAAUUUAUUUUUAAUAACUAUUUUUGUACAUAACGAAAAUAAAACAUCAUAAAUUAUGUCUUUUUUUUCUGAUACCUAAAAAUGACAAAAAUUUAUUUGUUAAACAUCAAAGAAUUAAUAUUCUUUUUGUAAUUAAUGCAACAUAAAAAGAUGGAAAUACUCUGCGUAAAGAGUGGACCGCUGUUGUUGAUGAGAAAUUGGG